Fundulus heteroclitus (mummichog) is the source of this 1781-nucleotide messenger RNA. RefSeq names its product PI-PLC X domain-containing protein 1. The coding region runs from base 401 to 1327 and encodes 308 amino acids. NCBI's taxonomy places the organism in Eukaryota, Metazoa, Chordata, Actinopteri, Cyprinodontiformes, Fundulidae. The transcript has 6 exons. Gene Ontology annotation, molecular function: phosphoric diester hydrolase activity. Gene Ontology annotation, biological process: lipid metabolic process. The record is from RefSeq and is a predicted model, not a curated record.
UGAACUGGCCGAGUUUGUACAGCUGAAAGCUGAAAGACUGGUUGUGUUUGUGGUUAGAGGGAAAUAAUGAUAGCAUGAGGAAGUUUCAUGGAGCAUAUGAGAAAACCUGAACAACAACAACAGGAGAAACCACUGUUUCUCUCCUCCCACAAUAGUUUGGACACUUGCAACCGUAACAAUAGAGCCACUUGUGCUUAGUAACUUACCAUUACACUAUCAGACCUGAAUGAACAAAGGAGGGGGGAAAGAAAUACAUUAUUUCAAAAGAGUAAGUAGUUAGUCUUGAAAGCUUUCCCUUUUAUCUGUAUGAGCUUUUGUUUCUCCAGGCAGGUGAGCUUCACCCUUGUCUUUUUUCUGGGAGAUUAGGUUUGGGUUGUUGGAAACUACUGGAGAAAAAGCCAUGAGCUACUCAGACUGGAUGUCGCAACUGCCAGCUGAGCUUCACACCACCCCUCUGUUUAAACUGGCCAUACCAGGCAGCCAUGACUCCAUGAGUUACGACCUGGACGUCCACUCCCGAAUCAUCGAGCCUAAGAGACUGAUAAGAUUCAGCAGAAUUUAUUGCCUGCGUAAAGUAGUGCAGAUAUGGGCCGCCACUCAGGAGGUGAGCAUCACUGAGCAGCUGAAUGCUGGAGUUCGCUACUUUGACCUUAGGAUCGCUCGCAAGCCAAACGACACUGACCCCACCAGGCUCUACUUUCACCAUGGGCUGUACACACGGACGGAUGUGGAGACUAUACUCAGGGAAAUAAACGUUUGGGCGGAGAGUCAUCGUAAAGAAGUCGUCAUCUUGUCUUUAUCCCACUUUGAGGGAUUUGACAAAAAGAUUGCCUCACCACUUCACCAACACCUCAUCAACUUCAUCAAAGAGGUGUUUGGAGCCAAACUCCUACUGAAGACAAACACUCCGACCCUGAAGGGCUGCUGGAAUGAAGGGAAAAAUGUAAUAGUUUCAUACGACCACCCGUCGUAUAGUCACUCUUUUAACUUCUUAUGGAGGAAGAUAACGUAUUACUAUGGCAACAGUAUGGACCGUACACAAAUUACAGCCAAACUCUGUCAAGGUCUGGAAAAGGAGAAGUCUGCCAAGUAUUUCUUUGUCUGUGGCUUGAAUCCGACGCUACCGCACAGUCCCAGCAUCCUCAAGUACAUCCUUCGCAUUUGCGACAACUUCACCAACGUGGCGCGGAGGGGGCUGCCAAAGAUGCUACGAUGGGUGAAGCAGCAAUACAGCAAGACGCCGAUGAACAUUGUCGCCUCAGACGUGGUGACUCGAGGCAAUUUCGUGGCCACGAUUGUGAAGCUCAACCUGGAGAAAAGACAAUGAAAACAUGUCCGUCUCGUUUCUGUUGAAGAUCCAUGUUAAUAUUUUUUUGUAAAUGGAAGUAAUUUGACAGUUUAUUCCUUAAUUAUUUCUACUCGUUUGUAUCUAUUCUUAAGUGACAAAACAAUAAAGCAAAAAUCUUUGAGUAAAUGUGCCUUAGGCAAAGCAACAUAGAAAAUUUGCAGGGUUCCUAAAUGUUUUUCAUAUAAAUUACAUAAUUAUCCAGUCUAGUUUCAAGCGUUCUCAGUUCUGAGACAGACAGAUAUACAAACAGACAAACAAACAAAACAAAAACACUGAAAGAAUGCACUUGGGAUUCAUGGUAUUUCUAUGGCAGAAACCUGCCAAUGCCAGAAAAUGGAAGGAAGGAGGGAUAGGGAGGACAGAAGUAAUAGAAGGAAGGACUAAUUAAAGAGAGGGUGGACAGACAGAAAGAAAGAAAGAAAGAAAGAAAGAA